AACCCGUCUCUUGUGCCAUAUCUGGCGUUUCCCUAGCGUACCGAAUUUUUCUGUUAUUCCGCCAGCGCCUCCACCGAUUCCCCCUUCCAGAUGGGCAACAAUCCGUCCAAAGGCCCUGCCGGGGAUGCCCAAUCGCCCUCGGCUUCCUCGGGCCUCGCGGGGGACAGGAGAGUAGCUCGCCGGCCAUCCAUCAAGGCCUCCGCAGCCGACCCCUCCGCCACGAGAGAGACCGCGACUGGCCACCCGACAUCUCAAACCCAGCCAUCAGUCCAGCAGCGUCUGCAAUCCCGCAAUGUCUCGGAUGCACCGACGCGCAAUCUCGAUCGACCCGACCGUCAAAUCCCCAAGAAGCCAGAUGCCCGCUACAGAGAUAUUCCCGCACCUGAUCAGUCCAUCCCCGUUCAAGUCCCAGGGGCUCGGGCGGCUGCUAAACGUGACCCGGUGGCACCCUCUGGCCCUCCUCCCAAUGCCUAUUAUAGCGCUUCGGUCCACCUUCAGCGUCCGCCGCGGAUGCCUCUGCCGAUUGGAGAUGCUACGGCCACCCCUGGCUCGCCGAUCAUUGGCCCGGACGAUUCGUAUAUGGGAUCUGUCCCCCCCGAUCACCUACUGGAGGAGCCCAACGAUCCGAGACAUUCGAGCUUGGCGGGUGCCCCGGUUGACGACGAUGAGGCAUUGGAUGAACUCCAACCAUAUGCUCCCAGCGGUGUGGGAAGAGCGGUGCCCACCCUAAUAGAAUGGACUGCUCCUGGAGACAAGGUCUACGUUACGGGAACGUUCGUCAACUGGGAAAAGAAGUUCCGCUUACACCGGAGCGAGAAUAAUCCGGGCGUCUUGUCCACCAAGUUAAAUCUCCGCCCGGGGACGCAUCAUUUGAAGUUCAUAGUCGACGGGGAAAUGCGCGCUUCAGACAACCUUCCGACGGCAGUCGACUUCACAAACCACCUGGUCAACUACAUCGAAAUCAGUGCCGAUGACGUCAACCGAUCGCGGAGAGAAAGCGAUAGGAUCCCCGAUGGAAUUCGACCUCCGCAGGUGAUUCCUGGUCCCGUGGGAGCCGACCAGGAUGGGUCCACAGUAGAGGAGCAGUCGGACAAAGAAGAACCGGAGGAGAUCCCUCUGGGCGACUUCCGUGGUAUCAUCCCACAGUUCCUUCUGGACUUGGAUCGUGAGGAAGAGGCCCCGGAGUACCAGCAAGCUGUGAAUAUUGUUGGGGAUGCGCCUACACCGCCGAGCCUGCCGUUAUUCCUCGGGAAAUCCAUCUUGAACGGCACUACCCCCAUGAAAGAUGAUAGCAGCGUCCUGAACUACCCCAACCACACUGUCCUAAACCAUCUAGCUACCAGCAGCAUCAAAAACGGGGUGCUUGCCACUAGCGUAACGACUCGAUACAAACGCAAGUACGUGACGACGAUAUUGUAUAAGCCGACUGGAGAUAUUACGGAGUAGCCUGUGUAUAGACGAGAUGCCUUGUACAUCCCCCGUGCCUCUCAUCGAAUCAUAAGCGGGACGAGACUGCUCUGGCUGACGGAGCGGAAGCGAUUCGAUUCUUCAACGUUGCCUCCGCGCGGGAGGAUAAUCCCCUACGGUCUUGGCCGAACUAGGGAAACGCCCAUCCAGGUAACUCCUCUGGUUCGAUUUUGUUGAACUGCAGAAAUGCACAUACCCCCCGAUAUCUCCCAGUCCAAGCCACUUUGGAUGAUUUACGCCCCGAUGGUUGCUUGAUGUCCGACUACCUGCGGUACAGGAAGCGCUAUCCUUAGACCAUUGCUAGUUUUGGUGUUUGAGACAAUGCAUGACUGGCGAUGAGAAGUAUUU
Aspergillus ibericus CBS 121593 is the source of this 1815-nucleotide messenger RNA. Its product is annotated as putative Snf1 kinase complex beta-subunit Gal83. NCBI's taxonomy places the organism in Eukaryota, Fungi, Ascomycota, Eurotiomycetes, Eurotiales, Aspergillaceae. Gene Ontology annotation, molecular function: protein kinase binding. Gene Ontology annotation, biological process: signal transduction. The record is from RefSeq and is a predicted model, not a curated record. The transcript is spliced from 3 exons. Gene Ontology annotation, cellular component: nucleotide-activated protein kinase complex; nucleus; cytoplasm. Bases 91 to 1446 code for a protein of 451 amino acids.